Molecule: messenger RNA, 783 nt
Organism: Pleurotus ostreatus (oyster mushroom)
Lineage: Eukaryota; Fungi; Basidiomycota; Agaricomycetes; Agaricales; Pleurotaceae
Exons: 6
Coding region: 1-783 (260 amino acids)
Molecular function (GO): oxidoreductase activity, acting on the CH-OH group of donors, NAD or NADP as acceptor
Source: RefSeq, a predicted model, not a curated record
AUGUCUCUGGCUAGCAACAAGAUCGUCGUCAUUACCGGUGCUUCUAGGGGGAUAGGAAGAGGUUGUGCUCUGGAGUUUGCCAGGCAAAGUGCACAUGGCCUCGUGCUACACUACUACGGCGACGCUGUGACAAAGGAAGAGGUUCAGACCUUGGAAACGGAAAUCAAAGGCUUCAGCAACACCCAAGUUACAUCUGUACCAGGAGACAUCGCAGACCCCUUGACUUCUAAAAAGAUUGUGGAUGCCGCAGUAGCUGCGUUUGGACGUAUCGAUGUCCUUGUCAGCAACGCUGGAAUAUGUCCAUUCGCUGAAUUCCUGACUAUGCCGCUGGAAACCUGGGAAAUUACUCGAAAAGUAAACCUAGACGGCUCCUUUUACAUUGUACAAGCUGUUGCCAACCAGAUGAAGACCCAAGUACCACAAGGAGGAUCCAUAAUUGGGAUAUCGUCGAUAUCGGCUCUUGUGGGCGGCGAACUACAGUGCCAUUAUACGCCUACCAAGGCCGGUAUUCUGUCCUUGAUGCAGAGCUGUGCCGUUGCCCUCGGCAAGUAUGGUAUCCGGGCGAACGCAAUACUUCCUGGAACAAUCGCGACCGAUAUCAAUAAAGAAGACCUGGCUGACACUGACAAGCGGGAAUCAAUGAUAAAGCGAACAGCUCUGGGUCGACUUGGCACACCCAGUGACAUCGCGGGGCCGGUGGUCUUCCUGGCGAGCGACCUCGCCAGGUACGUCACGGGAGCGUCCUUGCUAGUAGACGGGGGCUUGUUUGUCAAUCUCCAGUAG